Messenger RNA from Acanthochromis polyacanthus (spiny chromis), 4351 nucleotides. It is a transcript of the gene adam23b, whose product is annotated as disintegrin and metalloproteinase domain-containing protein 23. Gene Ontology annotation, molecular function: metalloendopeptidase activity. Gene Ontology annotation, cellular component: presynaptic membrane. Gene Ontology annotation, biological process: proteolysis. The record is from RefSeq and is a predicted model, not a curated record. Lineage: Eukaryota; Metazoa; Chordata; Actinopteri; Pomacentridae.
GACUCUCCUCCUCCUCCUCCUCCUCAGCCGCUCCUGCUGCAGCAGAGCCCGGUGUCUCCAUGAAGAAAGCCCCCCUGCUCGGCACCUCCCCCGCCGUAAUGGGCCGCCAGCUAUUAACUGCGUUGAUGUGUUGAUAUCGAGAUAUUUCAGUUAUCAAAUAUGAAUCAUGCAUUUGAUAUUUCUGGCCACUUUGCUCGUCAGCGUCCUCUCGCCUUGGCUUCAUCCAUCGCUAGCUUCAUCCGUUUCUCAAGGAGUAGAGGACAAGGUUGAGAGGGAUGCAGUGGCAGUACUGCUGAAGCAACAGGCAACUGCAGCACCUGCCUCAGACAACAUAACACACCAUGCAGUAGAGCAUGUGAUCACCUACCCAUCGCGGUUGAUCUACUACCUGAACGAGGACUCGGAGAGCACCUACCAUGACCUGAACACCCGGGCCAAGAACCAGCCCACAGAAGGCCAGGCGAUCCACCUCGCCCAAGCCAGUUUCCAGUUAGAGGCAUUCGGCUCCAGAUUUAUUCUGGAUCUGUCGCUGAACAAUGACUUGCUGUCUUCAGAUUAUGUUGAGAUCCACUAUGAAGGGGGAAAACCUGUUCUGUCAAAGGGCGGUGAGCACUGUUACUACCACGGCCAGGUGAGAGGGAACGAUAACUCCCAUGUGGCCUUAUCUACCUGCAACGGGUUGCACGGGAUGUUUGAUGAUGGAGUCCAUGUGUAUCUAAUUGAGCCCUUACAACAGACCCAUUCAAUUGAUACAGCUGCAAGGCCUCACAAACUCAGAAGAACAGCCUCCCUUCCCUGGAACAAUGAUUCAGAGGAACAGGAGGAGGAGGAGGAGCAGCUCUUCUCAGAGCUGGAUGAAUUAUCCUGGCUGAAGCGCAGGAAAAAGCGAGCAAUGCCUCGCAAUGUAUUUGAGGAGAUGAAAUAUUUGGAAGUCAUGAUAGUCAGUGACCACAAUAUGUAUAAACGACACAAGAACAGCAGCACACGAGGAAUUUUGCCACAGUCAGUAGUGAAUCUUGUGGAUGGUGUGAGUAAGCUUUUACUACAUACGCGUGUGGUGCUCGUUGCUGUGGAGAUCUGGACGGACAAGGAUCACAUCCCAUAAGUGUGAGGGCCGCUGGAAAUGCUGGCGAGAUUUUGCCAAGUACAGGCAGCAAGCAUCAAGCACCACGCCGAUUCUGUGCAGCUCCUCUCAAAUGUGACCUUCCACUACCGCAGAAGCAGCACCGCAUAUUUUGGAGGCAUGUGUUCAGCGAGCCGUGGAGUCGGGGUCAAUGAGUACGGCACCACCUGGUCCAUGGUGGGGUCUCUAGCCCCAGACCUAGCACAGAACCUGGGCAUCCAGUGGGACCCAGCAUCCAAGAGAAAGGAAUGUGGUUGUGCUAGCCUGUGGUCUGGCUGCAUAAUGGAGGACACUGGAGUCCAACACUCACAGAGAUUCUCCAAAUGCAGCAUCACAGACUACAAGGAGUUCCUCCUUAAAGGUGGAGGCUCAUGUCUGUUUAACAGACCAACCAAGUUGUUUGAGGUAGGAGAAUGCGGAAACGGAUUUGUAGAAGUGGGAGAGGAGUGUGACUGCGGAGGGAGAGCGGACUGCACCAAGGAAUGCUGCAAGAAGUGUUCCCUCGCCAACGGUGCCCACUGCAGUGACGGACCGUGCUGCAACACCACAUGUCUGUUCUAUCCACGAGGUUACAGUUGUCGCUAUGCUGUGAACGACUGUGAUAUCUCAGAAACCUGCUCUGGAGACUCUGGACAGUGCCCACCCAACCUUCAUAAACAAGAUGGUUACCUCUGCCAGGUAAACCAGGGACGCUGCUACAACGGGGAGUGCAAGACCAGAGAGAACCAGUGUAAAUACAUCUGGGGGUCAAAGGCUGGAGGUUCAGAAAAGUUCUGCUAUGAGAAGCUGAACACAGAGGGCACAGAGAAGGGAAACUGUGGGAAGGAUGGAGACAAAUGGGUCCAGUGUAGCAAACACGACGUGUUCUGUGGUUACCUCUUGUGCACCAAUGUUGGACGUAUCCCACGCAUUGGAAUGAUGAAAGGAGAAGUUACCCCCACCUCCUUCAAUCACCAAGGCAACGUGAUACAGUGCACUGGUGCCCAUGUCCUCUUGGAUGAUGACACUGAUUUAGGCUACGUGGAGGACGGGACCCCCUGUGGGCCGUCAAUGAUGUGCCUUGACCACAAGUGUCUGCCCAUCCAGUCACUCAACAUGAGCACCUGCCCCAGCGGACCUAAUGGACAGGUGUGCUCUGCCCAUGGGGUGUGCAACAACGACGCCACAUGCACCUGUGACACCACCUGGGCGGGGACAGACUGUAGCAUGGCUGACCCGCCUAAAGAGCCUGACGACCAUAUAGAUGAAGUACCCAAGGUGAGCGUGGCCACUAACAGGCUGAUAGGGGCAGUAGCAGGGACCAUUCUGGCCCUGGGGGUGAUUUUUGGAGGCACAGGGUGGGGAAUAGAAAAUGUGAAGAAACGGCGAUACGACCCCAACGCCACAGCCAUUUAACCCAAGGAGAGAUGGCAAUCAGAGACGGACUCCUCCAAGGCUUCCUUAGUUGGCUACCUGACAGCUGGACUGCACUUAACUGCUGCUGAUCUUUGGCAUUAGAUUUACUUGAAAAAGACAUAGUGGACAUUUUAACAAAUUCCAUCGUAGUGACAUUAUAAAUGCAGCCUUCUCAACUCCACCUCACCCAUGUAACAACUGACCCCUCCUUUCUCCCUAUCUCCCCCACUCCCACCCUGAUCUCUAGAGUGACAGAGCUCCUCUUCCAUCCUUUAGUGCCAGUGCACAGGCGUUCAGGCGGAAUCCACACCACUCUCUCACCUGGCAUGAUUAUCCACACAAAGCGUGCUGCUUGCUGGCCUCCUGGCAUGAAGAGCCUUCUUUACAGGGCUCUGCAUGGCUACCAAAGCUAUGAAUAUACCGCAAAAAAAAAAAAAAACAUACAAAGAGAAAAAAUAUUUCCAGUGCAGGAGAAAGCCUCGUUAAAAACCAAACGUGGUUGAAGGCCUGUUAAAGCUCCUGUAGUUCACGUUUAGGUGCUGCAGAAGAUUAAGGAGGCUGCAUGUGAGGUCCCACAAGGGCGGUGCAGACCACAUAGUGAAUGCACACACACAAAACUACUGUACAUAAAUAAGGACUUCAGGUUUGGAAUUGACAGCAUAUUUUACAAGGACAUCAAUUGCUUUUGUUUUUUGUUUUGUUUUUUAAUCUCAGCAUGUUGUAUAGCGGGUGUUUUUGGCAAUGUUAUUGAAGAAAAAUGACACUGGCUACUAUGAUUUGGGGCAAAAAUAGUUUGAAGUGGACAAAGCAGCUGUGGUGUCGAGGAGAAGCUUGUCAGUUCUAGAGAGAUUCAGACUGUGAUCACGUUCGAUUAACGUCACGAGAUUCCUCCUCCCGACCCCCGAAGUAUCCUCAACAGUGACUCAAAAGCCAAAGAACUAAUCACCUGAACAUAUGGAUGUUGUUGCACACAGAGCACUUUCCCCUCCUCUGUCUGCAGCCAGUGGUGCCUCUCGUACUGCUGAGGGCAUGAAGUCUGUCCGUGCAGACGCUCACUUAACAGUCCUCAUCAACACCCACUAUACUGGCUUAGCCUUUUUGCUCUCAUGAAUUCUUAGUAGGAAUCAAGUUCAGCUCUACUGGUAACGCUGCAUGCAAUCACUAUAGUGGGCUUAUAAUUCUAUAUGGGAGUCCCCAAAAUCCGCAAGAAAAAUAUGCUACAAAAGAUAGGUGCAUGUCAAACAACAAAAAAAAAAACAACAUUUAACUUUUAUUUACUAUGCAAAGAGAGAUAUUGCACAAAAGUAUGGGUAAUAGUGAUAACAAUAUAGACGUGGAAUUCCAAGAAAAAAGACUCUGCUAAUCAGCUAAUCUUUUGUAUUUGGCCACUCCCACCUCUCCUUUCAUUUCGCUUCAACGUACUCAAACUGUGGAUGGACAAAUAACUACACAAAAGAACUGAAUUACUAUUUCCAGUGAAAAGCGAGAGAGCAACCUUUUACAUUUGUGGAACCGAAAAAAAAAUCAUUUUUGUGUGUUUUUCAUCCAAUCUGAUGUUUUUAGUCACACACAUGCACACACACAGACACACACACACACACACACACACACACACACACACAGACACACACUGUAUGGUGCCUGUACAUAUUGGGGCCUGGACAGUUUCCUUGUGCAGGGCUAUCAUUUCCAGUCCAGCUGAUAGUUGGUGUGUUCCAGGUGCUGCCAUAGCACUGGCAUCGUUGUAAUCCUCCAUGUUACUCAUCGUCUAGUGUUCCUCUCUCACUGCAUCAUGUACAGUUGGACCGAUUAAUAAACUACUGACAAAUUUUA